Messenger RNA from Rhizoctonia solani, 1959 nucleotides. RefSeq names its product adenylate cyclase. The record is from RefSeq and is a predicted model, not a curated record. Lineage: Eukaryota; Fungi; Basidiomycota; Agaricomycetes; Cantharellales; Ceratobasidiaceae. The transcript is spliced from 7 exons. Gene Ontology annotation, molecular function: protein binding. The coding region runs from base 1 to 1959 and encodes 652 amino acids.
AUGCAUCGACAGGCCAUUAGUACGCAAAUCACCCAUACCUGGGGACAAGACCCCGGUGAGGCAGCUGGAGAUAGCUCUGUGAUAGCGCCAUGGCUCGACGACAAUCCAGACAUUACGGCUUCCCUGGAGCCACCCUCGCCCCCGGCUACGAAGCGCAGCUUCCUGAGCUCGAUGUCAUCGCUUCAUGGGUCAUCGCGACAAAUGCAACAUCAGCCGAGCAUCAGCUCAAUCUCCUUGUUCAAGGUCGCAAGGCCUAAUGACCCCCUGGGACCGGCUCUUGCGGCCGAUUCCACACUUGCCCCACCUCCUCCUAUGGGCUAUGGCGAACCUGGUCCAAGUUCUUCUGCGAAUAAAAAGUCCAAGGGAAUUCUCAGCCGGCUGAAGCGCAAGGCAAGCAAGGCCAAUGUGCGUCCCGGCUCUUCAGGUAUGGAUGACGCCAUGGAUGCAUUUCCUUGGGCGCAGUCGAAUUUGACUCUUGCUGGCUCAUCUGCUUCGGCCUCGACUGUUCUCCCCCCUUCCCCUACUACUAUGACUGGUGGCCAAAAGAAGUCUCGGAAAACAUCUCGUGCUCGUGCACCACCCCAGCCAGUAUCCGAAUUUACCCUUGAUACCAAUCUUGACGAGAUGGAAGAUGGCUCGCAUAUUGGGGGUGCUACAAUUAUUGGGAGAACAGGCAUGCCUGGCGUACAGAGCCCAACGGCCGCAUUUUUCACGGACCCGUUUUCCAAUGCCCUCUUCCCUUCAACGCCUUCCACAGGUGGGGUACCGAAACCCCUUCCGGAACCUCCGCUACAAGUAAAUGGGCAUAGACCGGGAUCUCCCACCGCUGGUGUUGGUCCUACAAAUGUCCGAAACAUCCCCUCUCCACCUCUUCCUCGGUCCGACUGGGCUGCGCCGGAGUCGUGGGCUGUCGAUGGCACCGGCCCCCGAGAAGAUGACUAUAGCUCUGAUUCGGAUGAUGCCCUCCCGGCGGUUGGCGGUGUGACCCCUGGCCGAGCUGAUAGCCUUGGCGCUGGGAGCAUCAACAGAUACGGGUACGGAAGGCCACCUGGCAGCGGGGGUGGAGUAGGCAUGCCUUCUAGCGUUGGUUCAUCGGGCAUAAUCAACGGGGGCGGAACAAGGUCGGAUAGAAGGCUCAAUAGUGCUGGGAGCAUGAGGACGUACGGAUCUGUGGCCACAACUGUGCCAGGAACGGGAGUGACCGGUGUUAGCAAGGGUACAAAUGAUGUUAAAGUGCAAAGUAGUAGCGUGAUACAACCUCCGAAUUUAUCGUACCGAUGGGACCUAUCACGUCGCUUCAUGCCCCAUAACGGCCACUGUAGGGAGAUGAACCAUGUACUCGCCAAGAAGCUUAAUAUACCACGCGAGUCACAUAGGUUAUACGUGUGGGAACGUAAUCGAGAAAGGGCCUUGGGCAACAUCGAGAAACCAGCGCUUAUUAUGCGCCGUCGUCUUGAACAAGCUGGCUAUGACGAAAUGGAUCAACUGGAGAUAAUUGGCGGGGAGGACCUUCGGUUUCUGCUCCGCUUUAUAUUCCGAUCUGUCAACUUGGGUGGCCCAGGUAUCGAUGAAGAGGAGCUAUCGUUUGAUAAUUUCGAGCGGGUUGACCUCACUGGCCGUGGACUUCAGACUGUGCCCAUCCUCCUCCAUCGCCACGCGAGUACGAUCACGUUCCUGAAUCUCAGCAAGAACCCGCUUGUCGAUCUUCCUCUGGAUUUCAUUCAGGGCUGCGAUGAAUUGCGGGAGCUACGUUUAUCCACUUGUGCUCUGAAACGGAUCCCCGCUAGCGUACAACAUUCGACAAGUCUGCAUUGGCUCGAUUUGAGCUGUAAUCGUAUAGUCGAUCUAGAGAAUGCAGGACUGGACAAGAUUCCCGAUUUACGCACGAUCAAGCUACAGAACAACAGGCUUACGACCCUCCCCGAAUACUUUGCGCGCCUAAUACGAUGCGAUACUUGA